UUUGUGGUCCAGAGCUCAAGCACGCUGCACCUCCCCAUUACUCCUCUCAUAAACAUGGCUGAACUGAACACGGACGGUGAACUAUAGGACUGAAGGGGUCUGCUGCAGCAGCACAACAGUACUCACACACUCUCUCUGAUUCAGACGAGAAGACUGAACAUGACGUGAACGUUUACAGCGGGAAGCUAAAGCAGCAAAACUUUGAGCGUGACAGCCGCUAACGACGAGACUUCAGCGGGACAGACCACAUCCAGCUGAGAUACUACUGCAUGCAAAGCACAGACUAAAUACUGCCUUUGCAUUCAUGGAAACUAUGCUUUUAAACACAUCGUCUACUGAAGAAACCCUGGAUUUAAUGCUUUGAAGUAGCCCGAAACCGCUUUAAGAGUUUAAGGCUGCUCUUAUAUGCACUUACAGUUCGCAUUUUUGUCAUAUCUUCCCGCUUAAACGAUGUUCUCCGGUAAACAAACGAAGCCGACUUUUAAGUCUUAUCUUCCUCCACUUCAGACUGAUUUGAAGAAAAGUCCUCAACUGCCCAUCAAGAAACUAGAAGCGAAACUUUUACCAGGUGAAAUAGUUGUGAACGAGGCGAACUUUGUAAGGAAGUGCAUUGGAGCAGAAAGCUGUCAGGAUGACCUCUGGGGCAAACUCGUGUGUACUAACUUCAAAGUUUCCUUCAUUGCCCAUAAUUCCCUGGCACAACAGAGAUUCCAGUGCACCCACCGCCUUUUGGGUGAGCACGAUAUCCCGCUGGCCUGUGUGGAGCAGGUAGUAACAGUGAAUGAUGUUAAGGGGAAACAGAAGAUUUUAGGUUCCAAUCAGAAGCUGAAAUUUAACCCUACAGAGCUUAUCCUCUACUGCAAAGACUUCCGCAUCAUCCGAUUCCGCUUCGAUGAAGCUGGACCCGAGAGUGCUAAAAAGGUUUGUCUGGCCAUCGCUCAUUACUCCCAUCCUGCUGACCCACAGCUACUCUUUGGCUUUGAAUACGUAGGAAAACGAUAUCAUGGAUCAACAGGUGAGCGGGUGAACGGUGUUGACCCUGGCGGGGGGCUACAGACCCCCCUGUUCGACUGCUCCUCAGACUGGGACAGAGAGAUCAAGCGUACUGGUGCCUCCGAAUGGAGGGUGUGUACCGUAAAUCAAGGCUAUUUCAUCUCGCCCAGUCUCCCAGAGUUCUUUGUGGUUCCGGUAUCUCUAGCCGAUCAGGAUCUGAAGCAAUACGCCUGCUGCUUUUACUCCCAGCGCAUCCCGUUGUGGUGCUGGAAUCACUCCAGUGGGAGCGCUCUGGUCCGCAUGUCUAACAUCAGUGACCCACAGCAGCAGAGGAAGGUGGAGCAGCGGAUUUCCAGUGCCAUCACUAAGAGCCACCCCCUCCGCAGUGAUGUCUUCAAGUCAGAUUUGGACAAAAACCUCCCAAACAUCCAGGAUAUUCAGACUGCUCUACUGAAACUGAGGCAGAUUUGUGUUAUAGAUUCCUUUGAGGAGUCUGAAGAGAAGUGGCUGUCAUCCUUAGAGAGCUCAAGAUGGAUGGAGUAUGUCAGGACAUUUCUGCGGCAUGCAGUAGAGGUAGUCUAUAUGCUGGAGAGCAGACAUGUGUCUGUCAUACUUCUAGAGAAAGAGGAUCGGGACCUGAGUUGUGUGAUUUCCUGUCUGGUGCAGCUGAUGUGUGAUCCUCACUGCAGGAGUCUGCACGGCUUCCAGGGUCUGAUCCAGAAGGAAUGGGUGAUGGCUGGGCAUCGGUUCCUCGACCGCUGCAACCAUCUGAAGAAGAACGACAAAGAGGAGUCUCCUGUGUUCUUGCUGUUCCUGGACUGUGUGUGGCAGCUGUGGAAUCAGUACCCAGCAGCCUUUGAGUUCACUGAGGUGUACCUGACAGUGCUGGGGGACAGUUUGUGGGUCCCCGUCUUCAGCACCUUCCUCUUUAACUGCCCCCGACAAAGAGCAGAGCACAGCAGGGAUUUCGCAAGCAGUAAGAGUAUUCACCUGGGGCAGGACCAGGCUCUGUGCUUUCCUCCGGUGUGGGACUGGUCUCAACAGUUCAGUCUUAAAGACCAGACUCUCUUUAAUAAUCCCCUGUACGUGGGCAAGAUCGCCACCUGUGUGCAGAACGGCACAGUGAAGACAUUCACACACAGACGCAGCAAGAAAAACUACAGCUCCACAUUGCGGGGUCUGCCCUCUGCUUUGCGAAACGGCUCGCUCGGACCGAACGACACCCUGUCACGCCGGAACUCCCUCGUGUUGCGUCUCCGUUCUGAUUUGUCUCAGGUGCGGGAGCAGCAGGAGACGCCAUCGGAACGCUUCGUUCGGGACUUCUUCUCUCGUCCUGUCGACCUACAGGGCCUGCUGCUCCCCCAGCUCCUCCCAUCUCACCUCUCUGUUUGGAAGCUCUACUUCCUGCGCUGGGUUCCCGAGGCACAGAUUCCUCAGGGCGGCCCCAUCACCGCCUUCCACAAGCUCUCGGUGCUCACAGACGAGAUUGAAAUGCUCCAGAACCAGCUGAGGCAGUACCAAGGAGCAGCAGGUACUCCUAACAACCUGCACACGGAGCACAGCAAAAUGUACUUCAAGGCGACUUCGACCCCUCACCAGCCCCCUGCUCCUCCAGAGUACCUCAGCUCUUCAUUCCCUUUCUCUCCUGUGGGCAACCUGUGUCGCCCCGGCGUCCUGGGGACUCCUCUCAGCAAGCUCCUCAACGGAGCCAAGAUCUGGCUCUCUACGGAGACAUUGGCUAAUGAGACGAUUUGAGGGCAGAGCGCUGGGAUAGCACUGUGAGGUCACACAAACAGGAAGAUCUUGUAUUAUUGAGGUCUCAUUUGGAAUGUGCAGGCUUGUGGUACUGAGAGUUACCUGGACAUCAGUCUGUUGAGCGUUGACAGUCAAUGAGGGGUUGUUUUUGCACAUGAUUGAAUAUAAAGCUCCAGUCGCACAUUUUUCUGACUUAGGAUUGUUUGGAUCGGUUGUACACUGCCUGUGUGGACUUUUUUUUUUCUUGUGUUGAAAUAUUUGAAAUAUUUUUUUUGUGGAGCUUGUGGCAUUAGUAGGAAAGGAAGUAGAACUGGUAACACUUUAUAUUAAGGUUCAGUUUGUUAACAUUAGGUAAUGCAUUAGGGAUCAUGAACUAACAAUAAACUGUUUUUACCUCUAAUAUACAAUUUCCAUGUGAAUACACAUGCUACCGUUCAGAGUUUUAGGGUCAGUAAGUUUUCUAUUUUAAUGUUUACUCUUAUGACAGCAGAGGUGAAUUUUCAACAGUCAUUACUUUAGUUGUCAGUAUCACAUCAUCCUUCAGAAAUCCUUCUGAUAUGCUGAUUUGAUUCUCAAAAAGCAUUUUUUUUUUUUUUAUUAUCGGUUAUUCAUGAUGCAUUUACUAAUAUUCAUUUAUAAAAAACUUAAAAAUGACAGUAUAUGUAGAAAUAACAUUAACCUGGUUCUUGAUACCUAAUGCAUUAAUUGAUGAGCCAAAUUAAACUUUAUUAUAUGUGACCAUGGACCACAAAACCAGGUUUAUACAUCGCUGGAAGCUGAAUAAAUAAACUUUCCAUUGAUGUAUAGGACAAUAUUUGGUCAAGAUACAAUUAUUUGAAACUCUAGAAUCUGAGGGUGCAAAGAAAUGUAAAUACUGAGAAAAUCGCCUUCAAAGUUGUCCAAAUGAAGUUCUUAGCAAUGCAUAUUACUAAUCAAAAAUUACGUUUUGAUAUAUUUAUGGUAGGCAAUUUACAAAAUAUCUUCAUGGAACAUGAUCUUUACUUAAUAUCCUAAUGAUUUUUGGCAUAAAGGAAAAAUCAACCAUUUUUACUAAAUUUUUUCUUUUUUUUUUGUGCUCCAGGCUCACAUAUAGUGUUUUUGUAGAACUAUAUAACUUAAAUCUAUGGUAUAAAAUGUGCAUAUAUUUUAUCUUUUAAUCCUAAAAUAGUUUAAGAUUUCUAGAAUCCUUCUGGUAAGGUCUAACCAUAGUUAGCUGUAUUAAAAUCAUUAACCAAAAUUGUGAAACUUGAUAUAGGAAUUGACGGGGUUUAUCAGUGUAAACCCAAUAACUGUGCACAUCUGGGUGCCUCUCCGGCUGGCUGGAUUCCGGUCUGUGAGACCCGUCUCUUUCUAAAGCACAGAUUGACUGUUUGGAGGUGACCGAAGAUGCUCAAGCCAGUCAGCAGGUUGAUUUGACUUGAAUUGCAGUCAGUGUCUCAAACAGUAUCUGAGUGUCAGAUUAGACGUUAUCAUUUGAGAAAGUUGUGCUAAUGCACCUGUGAACUUUUGCUUUUAUUUAGAGUUACUUUACUAGUGUGACAGUGAUGUCUUGGUUUGAUAUGGAGCCUUUUUAAUUACUUGGGGAUUGUAUUUUUAUUUUAGUUUUUCUUCCAAUUUAUAUGCUUUUACUUGUUUUUCCUAGAACUGGUACUUACCCUUUUCCCUUGAUACCCUUUAACUAGUCUGAAGUAAUGCACCGUAUGUGUGUAGUUUACCACUAAUGCUGUCUGGAGUAUGAAAACUGUGUUUUUUUUUUUUUUUUCUAAUGGCACAGUUUGAUUUAUCAAACAGCACUGCUAUUUAUUCAGUUAUUCAAAGAAACUAAAACAAGGAUAUUGUACAGAUCCUCUGUGCCUUGUUGUGGGCCCUGAUUGCAGUGUACCGGUUAAAUGUUUUUCACCCUGGAUAUUAAAAAUCUACACAACACAACACAUUACUUUUCCCUCUGGUGUGUGAAUGGAACAACUCUGAUUAUUUCCAAAGCUUGGUGUGGAAGUUGUUUAGAUAUCAUUGGUUGGAAAGUUGUGUCUGUGUAGAGUCAGAAAAGGAUCUUAAUUUUAGUUUUUGUUUGUGAGCUUAGGGGGAGCCUUGUGAGGCAAUAUGCAGUUUGGCUCUUCAGAUUUUCUUGCAAAUAAAGAGAAUUGCCACCUUUGAAUGGAAA
This is a messenger RNA of Carassius gibelio (silver crucian carp), 4909 nucleotides long. RefSeq names its product myotubularin related protein 10 (gene mtmr10). NCBI's taxonomy places the organism in Eukaryota, Metazoa, Chordata, Actinopteri, Cypriniformes, Cyprinidae. The transcript has 16 exons. The record is from RefSeq and is a predicted model, not a curated record. The coding region runs from base 451 to 2748 and encodes 765 amino acids.